Molecule: messenger RNA, 1244 nt
Organism: Nanorana parkeri
Lineage: Eukaryota; Metazoa; Chordata; Amphibia; Anura; Dicroglossidae
Product: bone morphogenetic protein 4-like
Exons: 2
Coding region: 44-1153 (369 amino acids)
Biological process (GO): SMAD protein signal transduction
Cellular component (GO): extracellular region
Molecular function (GO): cytokine activity; growth factor activity
Source: RefSeq, a predicted model, not a curated record
AAGCUGUGUGCUGAACAAGCCUUUCGCUGUGACACUGCACACAAUGCAGAGCUCUCCCUGGAAGGUCAGGUGUGCUACUCUGUGCUUCACUCUCUUAUCCAUCACUGGGGUCAAGCUCAGGCCCUUGGGCGAGCAGGAGAAAAUGAUUCAGCUGGAGGCCGUGAAGAAAAGCAUUUUGGAUCGCCUGGGUUUACACAGACCUCCUGUUAUCAGGGAAAAAAUGGACAAAGAUGAAAUGCGCAAAAUUUACUGGUUAUAUCAGGAGAAGUUAAUGGAGCUGCGGGGAAAUAUAAGCAUGGAAGAGACUCCAAAGCGAAGAGUGCAUAUACUGACACCAAAAUUGGAACGUAGCACAAAGAAAUGUGGCAUACCUGGAAACAGUCAUCGCUACAAUUUGAUCUUCUCCAGGACACAGACAAUACAUCAACAGUUAAGCGUGAUGAGGGCUGAGCUGAAACUCUGCAAAGAUGUAUUAGCUGCACUCAAAUCAGCAGCAGCUAACUCAACAUCUAAGGCUAUGGUGAACAUUUACAAAGUGACAGAGUCAAUCCAUGGUAAUGGAGAACAAGAAUAUAAGUUACUUGAUUCUAAAUCCAUAGACAAAGACAUAUUGGCAUUAAAUAUGACAUUAAAUGUGGAUACUGCCGUACAGCAGUGGAUUGCAAGUUCAGAGAAAUGUCUGCGGCUUGAGUUAGUAAUUAUAUUGAACAUCCCUUUUGUGAGUGAUGGCAGAAAACAAAUGAGAGCGGAUGAUGCCCUUGUGUUAGAGGUAGAGACACAGGAGCAAGCUCAUUCUAAAACAAGAAGAGCCAGAUCCCUCUCUGUAGAUGAAGACUGUAAAAAAAGUGAGAAGAAAUGUUGCCGCAAGUCCUUAUUGGUAUCUUUUGAGCAGAUUGGUUGGAGCGACUGGAUUGUACAUCCAUCUACCUAUGAAAUGCGUUUUUGUGAUGGAUCCUGCCCACAUAACUACAAACCAGCCAGUAUGCAUGCUCAGAUUAAAUACAGAAUGCAUCACAUUAACGGAGAGACGCCAGCACCAUGCUGUGUUCCAGGAAGUUAUGACCCCAUGGUACUCAUGCAUUACAACUCUGAGCGCAAACUGGUUUUUACAGUCUUUGAUGACAUGAUUGUUAAAAAGUGCCACUGUGCCUGAGGGGGUGCCAAGAGUGCCAGUAAUUUGAGAAGUGCUUGCUAACUGAAAUAUCUCAUCAUGCAUCAGAACAAUGACCAAAACAAAAACAUGU